Myotis brandtii (Brandt's bat) is the source of this 3186-nucleotide messenger RNA. It is a transcript of the gene HEYL, whose product is annotated as hes-related family bHLH transcription factor with YRPW motif-like. Gene Ontology annotation, cellular component: nucleus. The record is from RefSeq and is a predicted model, not a curated record. The transcript is spliced from 5 exons. NCBI's taxonomy places the organism in Eukaryota, Metazoa, Chordata, Mammalia, Chiroptera, Vespertilionidae. The coding region runs from base 24 to 926 and encodes 300 amino acids. Gene Ontology annotation, molecular function: protein dimerization activity; DNA-binding transcription factor activity, RNA polymerase II-specific; RNA polymerase II cis-regulatory region sequence-specific DNA binding. Gene Ontology annotation, biological process: Notch signaling pathway; regulation of neurogenesis; anterior/posterior pattern specification.
GGGGACUGGGACCUUCCCGCCAGAUGGCCAGGCCGCUGUCCACCCCCAGCCCUUCGCAGAUGCAAGCCCGGAAGAAACGCAGAGGGAUCAUAGAGAAGCGGCGUCGAGACCGCAUCAACAGCAGCCUUUCUGAACUGCGGCGCCUGGUCCCCACCGCCUUUGAGAAGCAGGGCUCCUCCAAGCUGGAGAAAGCCGAGGUCCUGCAGAUGACGGUGGACCACUUGAAAAUGCUCCACGCGACUGGUGGGACAGGAUUCUUUGAUGCCCGGACCCUGGCCGUUGACUUCCGGAGCAUCGGUUUCCGGGAGUGCCUCACCGAGGUCGUCAGGUACCUGGGGGUCCUGGAAGGACCCAGCAGCCGUGCGGACCCCGUGCGGAUUCGCCUUCUCUCCCACCUCAACAGCUACGCGGCCGAGAUGGAGCCUUCCCCCACCCCUGCCAGCCCCCUGGCCUUCCCUGCCUGGCCCUGGUCCUUCUUCCAUAGCUGUCCAGGGCUGUCGGCCCCCAACAGCCAGCUUGCCCUCCUAGGAAGAGUGCCCGGCCCCCUCCUCCCCAGCGCCUCCUCUCUUACUUACCCCGCCCCAGCUCUCCGAACCGCUCCCAUGCGCAGAGCCGCCGGCACCCUCCUGCCAGCCCGGAGGAAUUUGCUGCCCAGUCGAGGGGCACCUUCUGCCCGGAGGGUCCGCCCUCUGGAGAGGCCAGCUGUCCCCCUGCCCAUGGCCCCCAGCGGCAGGGCAGCCAGGAGCAGCCACAUGGCACCCCUCCUGCCGUCUUCUCCCCCCACGGCCCCUGCUGUCGGGAGGUCCCCUGCUUAUGCCAGUGUCCCGGCCCCCAGGCCCUCUUCCCCCGGGCCUGCUGGGCGGCCGGCGGGGGCUGUGCUCUGCCACUCCUGGGCCCCCGAGAUCACGGAGGUGGGGGCGUUCUAAGAUGCCCUCCCCCUGAGUGAGGAGAAUUCUUUUCCAGGAGCUGAAAGUGGCUCUGCCUUUUCAGCCCUGCCCCCCUGGACUGGCUCAUGAGUGCCGGCGGCGUCUUCACCCACCAGAGGCCCCCUGCUCCCUGGGCCCUUAUCCCCUCCUAACUGCUCCUCCCAGCUUUCCCACCGGCUCUCCUGCAGCUCUUCUCAUCUCGGGGGCUUGCUCUCACUUCUGACCUGGACAGAUGAGUUCCGGAAGACCUACUCGUACGAGCUGCACCCAGACCCCUCUCCUGCCCCGGGACACGGGCAGCAGGCAUGAAUCUCCGCUCUGGGAACAGAGCUUUGGCCUAAAAGCACAGUGGACUGAGGCUGGCUGCUUCCCAAGAGAGAUCAGACCCCAACCAGGAGCAGUGACUGGCUGCAGCCUGCCCAGGCCCCAGGAGCUGGAACCCAGUGUCUGCCCUGCCCACCUGUCUCCUGCCCGCCCAGCACAGCAAACCACAGGACAGAGCUGCUGUCCACCGCGGCCACGGCCUGGGGAUCGGGAGCCCCGCAGGGCCUGCUGCUGCCCUCUCCCAGCUGCAGACACCCUCCUGCCAGCUGACCAGCAGUUCCCCGCACACAGCUGGGAGGUUUCCUGGCGGCAGUGCGGCUCCAGGACCCCGACCACCAGGCCUGGGACAGCGCGCUCAGACCGGAGCCAGCACUGAGCAGAGAACCCAGCUCUCUGCCCUGCGCUGUCACCACCCUCCAGGCGUGUGGUCCCUGCUGGGCGCACGGUGUGAACAGCCCUGUUCCCACGUGAUGGCGCCCCGAGAGGAAUCCUCUUGGGAUUCAGAACCAGACGUUCGUGCUGCCUGGUUUGCAUCCGGCUCACAGAGCCCAGACUGCUGGGACGGCCAAGGCUGUAGGCUGGACGAAAAUAACUGCGAGGAGGCCCAGAGGAAGGGCAGGCAGAGGCGGCCUGGCCCUGCAAGGUCACACGGUGGGUCGAGGGCCUGAGAUCCUGUUCACCCAGGAUUCCACACAGCUGGCUCUGCUCACAGGCCGUUUCCUGACCCAGCUCCAGCCCAGGGCACGUGUCCUCUCAGAGGGAACAGAUGGCCCAGCCACCAUUCCCCGUGGGAGGGCAGAGGCUGCACAAGGUUGGGGCAGACACAGGACUGACAUUCAACGGGACCAGUGUUCCCAGACCUGUUGUUAAGAUGUAGAAACACACCUGUGCUCCACGGCCUCUCCCUGCUUCCCCUGAGUGGCUCUGGGUGUCCCCACCACAUGGCUUUGCCCCCAGCAUCCCUGUGCUGGUUAGUGUCCAGCAGACCCAAGGUCAGGGAGCCCUCCCAGGGCAAUGCUGGUGCGUGUUGCUCACUGGUUAUUAAACACGACAAAUGUCACCGCUGGGAAGAUUCCCGCACUGCACCCUUCGAUGGAACUGCCCUCCCCAGAGGCGCAGUUGAAGGAGACUGCGCCUAAAUGAAGGAGACUCCCUGGGCUCAAAAGUAGAGUUUGCAGAAACCCCAGGGGAAAAGGGCCUUUUCAGGGAAGUGGGCCGGAGGGCAGAGAUCAUGUAAAUGACCCAGAAAGCUCUUUUGAAAAGACAGGCUCCUCAAGGAGGCCGUAAGAGCUCAAGUAAUUCUUUCCUCAGAUUGCUGUCCAGUACCAUCCAGAGAUGUGCGGCCUUGAGCACAGGGGUCCUUUGGAGGAGGGGACACCGCCUGGAGUGCCCGAGGGAGCCCCAGAGGCCAGGGCUUCAGCAGCUCCCGGGAUUGGGACAGGGGAAGGGGGAGGUGGCAGAGGGUAAGACCAACUCCACUCUCUCACAAAAGGCAGGAAGAACUCUUCCUCCUUCCUUCCUCCUUCCUCCCUCUCCCCUUCCUCCCCCUCCUCCCUCUCUGUGGCUAUCCCAGGUGGUGGCUCACUACUCCCAGGAUACCAGGUCAGAGUUUGGCGACUUCCUAGCCCCAGCAUUUACUCACAGUGGGGCAGUGGGCAUCCCAUUCCCGUGUUUCCAGCACCAACUCCAAAAGAAUCUGUUGACACCAUUGAAGGAGGUGGAAAGGGCCCAGAACUCUCAGCAUCUUCAUUGAGGUUGGGUUCAUUCUCCCCAAGAGAUUGGGGGGUGGGGGGGUGACUGGAUAUAAUUGUUUCUGUGGUUGAGGAUUUGUAUCUUUUGUUCAUACUCCCAAGCCUUCUGGUGCCCCCGACUCCCACCCCACUGCUGGGGGUGUUGCACACAUCCAAUAAAGUUUUUUAAAAAAAUUCUUCUGAAA